AUGGCAGUCAACAACGAUACGAGCUUUUCUUCCAAUAGUGCAUCAGCAAGUCUCACAGGCGAAGAGAUUGCUGAACACGAGAAAGCUCUAGAAGAGCUAUCUAAGCUUGAACGCCAGUUCGCAAGAGUUGAACUUGACCAGCAAAGACGGAAAGAACAUGCCCUUCGACCGCUCUAUGCCAAACGACAACAGAUCAUCUCUCGAAUUCCAGACUUCUGGUCUACCGUUUUCCUAUGCCCGCCUCCUCAAAUCACACAAUACAUCCAACCCUCAGACAUCGACCUUCUAACUCACAUCACCUCAUUUCGAGUUGAACGCCCGGAGAUAAGCGAAUCAGGCACCAACGGCGACCCCCGUAGCCUUCGCAUAACCUUCGAGUUCGGUCUGAAUGACAUAAUCGAAGAUAAGAAGCUGGUGAAGGAGCUGAGGUAUCGCCAUGCGAAAAAGGGAAGCAGGGAAGGCCUCGUGUCAGAUCCAGUGCCGAUAAAGUGGAAGAGCAGGAAGAAAGAUCUGACACGUGGUCUCGGGCCAUGCGCUGUGUCAUUGUUUGAAGCAGAGAAGGCGGUUAGGUUACAAAUUAAUGGAGAAGAAGUCGAUGCUGUGAGUCGCGAAGGCCUGUGGCAGAACGAAAGGGUGUUGCAAGGACUCCGGACGAUGGAGGAGCUUGGAGAGGAGCGGUUGGGGUUCUUUGCUUGGUUCUAUUAUCGAGGCGUGGACUUGUCCGCGCCACAUGCCGGAGCAGAUGGUCAAGAGGCUGAGGAAGAUGACGCGGAAAGUGAUGACGGCCUGAGAGACGUCGAGAUCUAUCCUGACGGAUACGAUCUGGCGAACUUUCUAGCCGAGCAUUUAUGGGAGGACGCUGUGGAUAUUUAUGUCGAAGCUUUGAAGCCGCCCGAGUCAGAUCUAGACGACGAGACCCGUGAUACACUGGAUGAUGAGAUAUCAAACUCCACCAAGACUUCCCUUCCAAGCAGUAAAGAGGUUGGGCUAAGCCUGGCUGCUCGGACAGAUGGUGAAACGACACGGAACGGCAUGCCAAAUGAGACGGCCGAGGGUGCAAGGCCAGGGAAGAAGCGGCGAAGAUCGUGA
This is a messenger RNA of Endocarpon pusillum Z07020, 1089 nucleotides long. RefSeq lists its product as uncharacterized. The record is from RefSeq and is a predicted model, not a curated record. NCBI's taxonomy places the organism in Eukaryota, Fungi, Ascomycota, Eurotiomycetes, Verrucariales, Verrucariaceae. Gene Ontology annotation, cellular component: chromatin; nucleus. The transcript is spliced from 3 exons. Gene Ontology annotation, biological process: nucleosome assembly. Bases 1 to 1089 code for a protein of 362 amino acids. Gene Ontology annotation, molecular function: histone binding; chromatin binding.